AAGUGCUGGAUGACCAUAACCAGUUCUGACCCUUGUGCAAGGACAAUGCUGACACUGAAAGCUUGCUGCUCUAGAAACUGGUUGCAACACUCCAAACUUCUGUUCAGAGCCAUGAGUGGUGGUGCAGACUUGCUCAUAAACGAGCCUAAGUACAGUUGGCUGAAAGAGCUGGGCCUGCAAGCUGAAAACCCUGGAGUCUUUGAUGGGACAUGGCACGCCAAUGGACCGAUGGUGACGUCCAUUUGCCCUGCUAAUGCAAGGCCCAUAGCUCGUGUUCAAGAGGGCUCAAUUGACGAGUACAAUGCUGCUGUGGACAAAGGCAACGAAGCGUGGAAAACUUGGAGAGAGAUUCCGGCCCCCCAGAGAGGUGAGGUGGUGAGACAGAUUGGAGAUGCUCUGCGUCAGAAGAAGAAGCUCCUUGGCGACUUGCUCUCCCUGGAGGUGGGCAAGAUUGCCGUGGAGGGUGCUGGGGAGGUUCAAGAGUACAUUGACAUGUGUGAUUAUGCCGUGGGGCUCUCUAGAAUGCUCGGGGGGAGGGUGUUCCCAUCAGAGAGACCUGGUCAUAGUCUAAUGGAGAUGUGGAAUCCAGUAGGCAUUGCUGGAGUCAUCACGGCCUUCAAUUUCCCCGUGGCAGUGUUUGGAUGGAAUCAGUGUCUUGCCCUCGUCUGUGGGGACUGUGUUCUUUGGAAGGGCGCCCCCUCCACCCCUCUUGUGUCAGUGGCCAUCACUAAGAUCGUACAGAGUGUUCUGUCGACCAACUCCCUACCCCCUGCGAUAUGCACCACUGUGUGUGGGGGGUCUGAGAUCGGACGAGCAAUGUCAGUGGACAAGAGAGUCCCUCUGGUCUCAUUCACAGGAAGUACCAAGGUUGGGCAACAAGUGGGCGUGGCAAUACAGCAACGGUUUGGCAAGCACAUCCUAGAGUUGGGUGGCAACAAUGCGAUCGUGGUGAACGAAGAUGCUGACAUUGAGAUGGUGGUGAGGUCUGUACUCUUUGCCAGCGUGGGUACCACUGGACAACGCUGCACCACCACUAGGAGGCUGAUACUUCACGAGAGUGUCCAUGAUGUCAUAGUGGAGAGACUGAAGAAAGCGUAUGCUCAAGUGCCCAUUGGUGAUCCCCUCGAUGAUGGUGUGCUCUACGGGCCUGUACACACGGAGAGAUCUGUGACAAUGUUUGAAGAGGCUGUGCAGGAAGCUCAGAAACAAGGAGGCACUAUCGUCUAUGGUGGGAAGCGUAUCGACAGAGAAGGGUUCUAUGUGGAGCCUACCAUUGUGACUGGACUAGCUCAUGAUGCUGAUAUUGUGCAGAAAGAGACUUUUGUUCCCAUUCUCUACGUGCUCAAGUUCAAGGAUUUCGAGGAAGCUAUCUCCUGGAACAAUGAGGUGGAGCAGGGUCUAACAAGCAGUGUCUUCACUGGCAGUCUAGACAAAGUGUUCAAGUGGCUGGGACCCAGUGGCUCAGACUGUGGCAUCGUUAACGUCAAUAUCCCCACGAGUGGGGCGGAGAUUGGAGGGGCCUUCGGAGGGGAGAAGGCCACAGGGGGUGGGCGGGAGUCUGGGAGUGAUGCGUGGAAGGGCUAUAUGAGACGCUCCACAUGCACUAUCAACUACAGCAAAGAGCUACCAUUAGCACAAGGGCUUAAAUUUGAAUAGACUCUUGAACCUUAAUUUGACUAUGGUUAAUUGUUAUUGAAUGAUAUUUGUUUUUCUGAA
Molecule: messenger RNA, 1716 nt
Organism: Halichondria panicea
Lineage: Eukaryota; Metazoa; Porifera; Demospongiae; Suberitida; Halichondriidae
Product: alpha-aminoadipic semialdehyde dehydrogenase-like
Exons: 12
Coding region: 10-1656 (548 amino acids)
Molecular function (GO): aldehyde dehydrogenase (NAD+) activity
Source: RefSeq, a predicted model, not a curated record